Molecule: messenger RNA, 1827 nt
Organism: Rosa chinensis
Lineage: Eukaryota; Viridiplantae; Streptophyta; Magnoliopsida; Rosales; Rosaceae
Product: protein PSK SIMULATOR 1
Exons: 2
Coding region: 232-1602 (456 amino acids)
Biological process (GO): positive regulation of growth
Source: RefSeq, a predicted model, not a curated record
AUUCAAACUUCUUGUCUCAGAAAGUUUCCAUUUUGCGGGGACAAUGAUUUGGGAGCUUUACUGGUUAGGGUUUCGUGAUUCUACCAUUAAAUUAUUUAUAUUUAUGUGUGCUAGCAGCCUAGGAAAAAAUUAAAAUUAUGGAUCGUUCAAGAAAAGGAUGAUUGAUUUGGCUUAAUUAUCUGGUCAUAUUGUUACUUUCUGGGUGGGGGUGUGUCAUGUGUGUACGAGAUAAUGGGAAAGUGGUGCUUUCACAGGACUACAAAGAAGAAGAAUAAAUUCUUUAAAAAAGAGAAGCAGCAGAAAGCAGUGAUUGGAGUUUUGGCCUUCGAAGUUGCAAGAGUCAUGUGUAGGCUGCUCCAUCUAUGGACAACUCUGAGCGAUGAACAAGUUAACAGGCUCAGACAAUAUAUUUUAAAUUCCGUGGGUAUAGAAAAGCUUGUGUCAGAUGACAAUGAGUUCAUACUAGGUUUAAUAUCCAGCGAAUUGUUUGAGAAUGUGGUCACUGUGGCAAAAUAUGUGGCCAGGCUCGGGAAGAAUCAUUCUUCUCAUCCUAGUUUGAAGGCUUUUGAGCAAGCUAUUAGUGAUUGGAUCCAUAAUGGUGUUGACCCUUAUGGAUGGCAACUUUCAUGGGAGAAGAUGGAAGGGGAGGCCAAGAUGAUGAAGGAGUUCAUUUCAAAAAAUGCAGAUUUGUAUGACAAGAUGAAACUUCUUUCGGAUCUUGAACAUACUUUGAAAGACAUCACUGCCACCUUAGAUGGUCCAAUUUUGCUCGAGUUUCAGAACAAGGUAGAGCUGAAGCGGCGCGAGGUGGAGAAUUUGAAAGAGGCCUCUCUGUGGAACACGACUUACGAUUACGUAGGCAUCCUUUUGGCAACAUCUGUCUUCACAAUUGUCAGUAGGAUCAAGCAUGUUUUUGGAUUGCCUAAACUUAUAACAGAUGCUGAAACCAAAGAUUCUGACCACAUUAGUCCUAGUCCAUCAAUCUUUAGCAAGCACAAGCUGUUGGAUGCUCCCCCCGACACACUAGGUGCUGCCGCCUUAGCACUGCACUAUGCAAAUAUUAUUCUCAAAAUUGAAACUUUAGCGUUAUAUCCUUCUAGGUGUCAUCGGGUCGACAGAAAUGACCUGUACAGUAUGUUGCCUGGAAGUAUCAGAGCUGAGCUAAAUGAAAGGCUGCCCUGCAUUGAGGGCUCGACUUUAUCACUGCCCUGCAUUGAAAGCACGACUUCAGCACUUGAAGAUCUUCCAAAGUUGGAGGAGUCAAUUCAGGCAACAAUUAAAACAAUAGAAUGGGUAUCACCGCUUGCUCGUAAUAUGAAGAAAUGGCAAUCCAAGUGGAACAUUCAACAGAAAGCCCAGAAAGCCUCUGUUUUCAGUCAUCCUGUGCUUCUGGUACAAACCCUCUACUUUGCAAAUCAUCAGAAGACAGAAGCAACAAUUACGGAUCUUCUUGUUGGUAUGCAUUACACCUAUAAUCUUAAAAGACAAGUCAAGGCAAAAUCUAUGCUAGAGAGAGGCCGCAACUCGCUUAAAAUAAAAGCAGCCAACUUAGAAGCCCAAAACGAAGCCCUGGUCUCCAUUGACGGAGAUCAUACUGUCUGAUAUUUUCUUCUUCAUUUGUUUCGAAAGAGCUCAUCAACUCUUGUAGAUGCAAGAACAUGUUUUAUCAGCUUGAUUAGCAGUAUAGUAUUCCCUGGAACUGUAUGAUAUAGAAAAGUGCUGCAUCACUUUCAUUUAUCACUUUGAUUUUGCCUUGCUCUUUUAGAUGUUGGGUUCUGAAUUUCACCUAGCAAGUACAACGCUUGUGGUGUUCUGAGUGUAAAUUGA